Trichophyton benhamiae CBS 112371 is the source of this 795-nucleotide messenger RNA. RefSeq lists its product as uncharacterized. Lineage: Eukaryota; Fungi; Ascomycota; Eurotiomycetes; Onygenales; Arthrodermataceae. The record is from RefSeq and is a predicted model, not a curated record. Bases 1 to 795 code for a protein of 264 amino acids. The transcript has 2 exons.
AUGGAAAACCCAGUUGAAGAGAUCCCGCAGGUGAUCCAUCUGCUCACCCAGUCUAUCCCUUCAGUGCAGCAACAGACAGUUGAAAAAUACUUUACGCCCUCUGCCUCAAUUACGCAUCCAUUUCUACACUCUGGUUCAUUCCAAGGCAGCCGAUGGCUGAUCAGUCGGAUAUUUCUUUUCUAUAAGAUCAUGUCGCCACAUGUUGAUCUGCAAGUGAAAUCAGUAGGUCAGUAUCCUACCACAAACGCCCUUGUCGUACAUGCACGGAAAGUCGCUCCAUAUCUAACAUGCAUUAUAGCGUUUGACCGCGAUAACUUGCUUUUAUACGUCACCGUGUCCCAAGUCUUCCGCAUAUUCAUUGUCCCUUUCUACACCGCACCGGUUACUCUUACUACAGUGCUGCAGCUCGUCAAGGGAGUAGAACAAGAUAGCCCAACCCAGCACCGUCGCAAAGUACCGGUUGUUGAGCUUACCAACUCGAAUACGGACCUUCUGGCUUCCUCUACGUCAAUCCCGGCAGAGGAAUACGCUAGCACUACAGUUGAGCCGUGCAGUUCUACGAAGCCGCUGUAUUACAUCGCUUCGCAGAAUGACUUAUACCAAACAAACGAGUAUGUGAAAUUUGUCAUACCAUAUGGGAUUGGGGAGGCGUUUGUUCUAUUUUGGCAUGCGUUUGCUACUCUAUUUUGCGUGCUGGCUUCCUACGUCUUUUGGCCGAUUGCAUGGGCAGAGGAGAAGGGUAUACUUCAGGUUACCAGGUUUGACAGUACGCUUCAUAAGGCAAAGCAAAAUUGA